UCCGAGCCGCGCGGAGUCGCGCGGAGCCGUCCCCGGCGCGCGCCGGGCGGCCUGAGGGAGGCGGGUCAGAUCUGCGCGGUCUGGCCGCUGGUCCCGAGAGGGUUUCCCGGCGCUCCUGGGCUGAGGGGCUGAAGCCCGGCGGCGGCGCUUGCCGGCCCCCGGGGACCGAGGACUAGGCCGUGGGGCCGCGCCCUGAGUAGCACAAAGAGAAUGAAAGAAGUAGAUAAUCUUGACAGUAUAAAAGAAGAAUGGGUUUGUGAAACAGGACCUCCUGACAAUCAACCCCUCAAUGAUAAUCCACAAAAGGACUGUGAAUAUUUUGUUGACAGCCUUUUUGAGGAAGCAGAGAAGGCUGGUGCUAAAUGCUUGUCCCCCACUGAACAGAAGAAACAGGUAGAUGUAAAUAUAAAAUUGUGGAAAAAUGGAUUCACUGUCAAUGAUGAUUUUAGAAGUUACUCUGAUGGUGCAAGUCAGCAGUUUCUGAACUCCAUCAAAAAGGGGGAAUUACCUUCAGAAUUACAGGGAGUUUUUGAUAAAGAUGAGGUGGAUGUUAAAGUUGAAGAUAAAAAAAAUGAAGUAUGUAUGUCUACAAAGCCUGUGUUCCAACCCUUCUCAGGACAGGGCCACAGACUAGGAAGUGCUACACCAAGAAUCGUUUCUAAAGCAAAGAGUAUUGAAGUUGACAAUAAAAGCACUUUGUCUGCUGUUUCACUGAACAACUUGGAGCCCAUCACCAGGAUCCAGAUCUGGUUAGCCAACGGGGAAAGGACUGUCCAAAGAUUUAACGUUUCUCAUAGGGUGAGCCACAUCAAAGACUUCAUUGAAAAAUACCAAGGAACUCAGAGAAGCCCUCCCUUUGCCCUGGCAACAGCUCUUCCUUUCCUCAGAUUUCUGGAUGAGACGCUCACAUUGGAAGAAGCAGAUUUGCAGAAUGCUGUAAUCAUUCAGAGACUCCAAAAAACUGCCGAACCUUUUAGAAAACUCUGAUAGUUUUUAUUUUUGAGAGACUGAGAGAAAUGAUGGUUGGAAUCAUACAUGCUGAAGUGAGAGAUAGAAGUCAGUAUGACCAAAGUUGUGGUUUGAGGGCUUCUUAAUCCCUUAUGAGGGGGUUCAAACAUCACAAGCUAAGAGAGUGACAUGACUGUAACCCAGAGUCAGUACACUUUUCUCGACAGGCUAUUCAGAAAAAAAUACCUAUUUUCAAAUACGAGUUAACCCAUAUUUAUUAAAUAGCUGUGGUCUAAGUUAGCAGAGUAGUCAGUUAGCUAACUCAACAUCAGCACUCAAGUAUUUUGAAACAGCAGAUAUUUAUAUAAAUGUUAGCUAACUCACUUUUAAAUAGCAAUACAUUAAAAUACUAUACAUGACAUAUUAAAGCAUCAAUGUAAUUAUUAUAUUGCCUGUGCUUCUCGGAGCUUUCCAGGUUGUUUUGUUUUGUUUUGUUUUUUUCUCCCCAGAGCUGGGGACCGAACCCAGGGCCUUGCGCUUGCUAGGCAAGCGCUCUACCAUUGAGCUAAAUCCCCAACCCCCAGCUUUCCAGUUUUUAUUCUGUGAUGGCAAGAGAUACUCAAAUAUUCAUUUGGCAACAGUAUCGAAGAUGUAUACUCUUCUAGGAAUAAAAUUGUGUAGCUUAAUGUAAUAUUAAUAUUAAUCUGUCUACACAGUUUUCUAUACUUUCUAUAAGUAAUUUUAUGGGCUGGGAACGUAGUUCAGUGGUAGAGAGCAUAUGCCAUGAAUACAUGAGACUCUAGGUUCUGUCAAUCCCUAGCAGUACAAAAAUAUCCUUUAAAUUUGUAAUGUAAAAGCAUACACAAAAAAAUUGACCAAAGCCGGGUGGUAGUGGCAGAGCAUGCCUUUAAUUCCAGCACUUUGGAGGCAGAGGCAGGAGGAUCUCUGAGUUCAAGGACAGCCUGUCUUACAGAGCUAACUUCCAGGGUUACAUAGAGAAACCCUGUCUAGAAAAAAAAAAUCAAAGUUUUCAGAUCUUUACUCAUUUACAAUCAACUCUGAAACUGCCUGCAGCGGUGCGUGCCCUGCAGCUCCAGCUCACACCGAGCCGAGAGGGAAGGAGCACAGGCGUUCGUGUCAGCCUGAGCAACAUAGCAAACCCUGUGUCGUGAUAGUAACAGCUUUCACACCCUGAGAGCUGGCUCAGCAUUUAAGGGCACUGGGUGUCCUUUCUGUAAAUGUAGAUUCAAUUUCCAGCUCACAGGUGGUCAUGCACAGCCAUCUGAAACUCCUGCUCAAAAAUACUCAACUCCCUCUUCUGACCUCUGUGGGCACUGCACUCAAGUUAUACAUAGGCGUACAUGCAGACAAAGCAUCAUGUGUAUUAUAUUUUUAAAAAUUAAACUAAAUGAUAAUUUUCCAAAGGAUGGAUUUAUCUAGAAAGGUAGCAUUGUAUUUCCUUUUCUCUAAAAAUGUAAUGUCUGACUUCAUGAAGACAAGGAUUCACAACUGUUUCUGCAUUAUCACAUAGCUUAUGGUCUCUUAUGAAGACAGCAGUUUUCAUUUGUGGGAAUAAAAAAGACAUAUAACUAUAUGAUUAGGAAAGACAGUUUGACAAAGGAUCAUUUAGGAGUCCUUCCCAAGGGCCAAUACCUGGCCAAACAUGGGAGUUCACAUUGGAACUUAAGAAGCUGAGGCAGAAGGAUUACCAUGAGGUCAAGACCAGCUUGGGCUACAGAAUGAGAGUCUGUUAAAAUAAAGUCUAUUCCUGCCCCUGUCACAAGCAUUGUGUGUCACUGAGAUGGGUGCCAACUGCACUUGGAAUCUUGAGUGACACAGAGGUGUUUAGUGUAAAUGCAGGAAUUCUAGGCCCGAGUCCACCCUAUAUGCUCCACCCAAGUAGUUUCCACACUUCAGCUUCAUCAUCCUCCCAAGUUUACUCAGGCUGUCCCUCUUUAAGCUAAACUACUCCUGGCAUAACCUGUGCCUUGCCUCCCAUCCACAGGUGAGGCAGGGCUGGAAAGUGAAUGAGGUUUUAGGUAAGACUCAGGAAUAACGGGAGGGAGCCUAUGUACACACCUAGAUGUCCUUCCUUUCAGCCCUUUCUUCUGCAGUCCCGUCUUAACGAUGCUUUCUUCCCUAGCUCCCAGUCUUCCAUAUGCCGGACUUUGUAUUUUGGGUGGCCCGUGGAAUAGAGAAUGACGGGGAGCACCUUCAUUUGCCCUUAUCUAGAAAAUCAGCAGGUAUACGAUAGAAAAUUAAAUAUCUGCCCAUAACGUUUACACAUCACUAUCAGAGCCCUUUUUAGCAAUAUAAAUAAUUUCCUAACAAAAAGGGGAUAGUAAAAUCAAUGGUUUUAUUUUUCAGAUAUAAGCAGAAACUUUUGAUUGUUAACAUGUUCAGGAAUCUCUAAGGAAAUGUUUCAUAUAGGCCUAUCCUGAAACCUUCCUAUUUACAUAGUUAUAACUGAUAAAUGGUUCUCUGUAUUCUUAUGAGGAGCCUCUCACAAGAAUGUCUCUUGUGUAUCUACAAAUAAAGCCUCUAUCUCUAAUUAACCAGAAGGUACAGUGGGGGUUUCUUGUAUGUAGAGCACAUGCCAGGGAGAUGUUCCAGUAGGAAGGACUGUCAUCAGCAAUAACUUGCAUUUUUUUUAAACUGUGAAAAUGUUUGUGUAAAUAAUGUUCUCAAAGAUUUCCUUAAAGAUAAUCAUCUGAUGAAUCUUUUUACUUGAAAAUUCGAAAGUUGUAAAGUUGCUAAUGUGUAGACUCCUUAUUGCAGGUUGAUUCUGAGAAUAAACUGCCAAGGGAAGCAAAACUUAAAGUGAACAUCUCAGGAGAAUACAGUUUGACCCAGUCAUUGCUCCAGAACCGUCAUGGUCAGUUGUCUUAUCUUGCAGAUGAGAUAGACAGAGAAAUACUGUCUGAUUGCACAUGUCAUAAUCGACUGGUUAGAUUACUAUGCACUGUCAAAGCUAAAAUAAUCUUCAUCACGACUCAUUCAGUACACCUCAUGACGUCUCCAUUCAUUGACAAUGUAGUACUAUGUAUUUAUUUUAGUGCCUUAAUAUAUUUUUGAUGUAUUUUGCUAAUGGUAAACUGAAAUGUCUCUUAAAGAUAAAAUGCUGUUCAUUGAAAGGAUCUGUUAAGUAAUUUACACUUGUUCUACAGUAGUAACGGUGAAUGCUUUUGUCAUUUUUUAAUUUGGCCAAGUCUUGCAGUUUGAGAAUCAAUGAUUAUUUGAUCUAAUGAUUAUUAGAUGCCCUUUCCUUAACCAAUGCUGUUUUCAUUUCAUACUCAGAUAUUGUAGGAGCUGUCCAAUGGUUGUUAUUUAUUCUUAUGGCCUAGCAUGCAGGCUUGUUUAUAGCAUUGACUCCCUUGUACUUCCCUGCCUCAGAACUAACCACUUCAGUAAAAAGAUGCUCAUCACACUGGA
Molecule: messenger RNA, 4380 nt
Organism: Rattus rattus (black rat)
Lineage: Eukaryota; Metazoa; Chordata; Mammalia; Rodentia; Muridae
Gene: Ubxn2a
Product: UBX domain protein 2A
Exons: 7
Coding region: 211-987 (258 amino acids)
Biological process (GO): Golgi organization; autophagosome assembly; proteasome-mediated ubiquitin-dependent protein catabolic process
Cellular component (GO): nucleus; cytosol
Molecular function (GO): ubiquitin binding
Source: RefSeq, a predicted model, not a curated record